Pyrenophora tritici-repentis Pt-1C-BFP is the source of this 1543-nucleotide messenger RNA. RefSeq names its product ChiA, Chitinase. Gene Ontology annotation, cellular component: extracellular region. The record is from RefSeq and is a predicted model, not a curated record. Gene Ontology annotation, molecular function: chitin binding; chitinase activity. NCBI's taxonomy places the organism in Eukaryota, Fungi, Ascomycota, Dothideomycetes, Pleosporales, Pleosporaceae. Gene Ontology annotation, biological process: carbohydrate metabolic process; chitin catabolic process.
AUGCGUUACUCUAGCACCGCCGCACUCCUUUCCCUGGCCUCUCUUGGCCAGGCUUCCCCAGCACCCCACGUUCACCAGCACCCUCACGCUGCCCGUGAUCUUGCUGGUUUGGGAAGCUUGGGCUCGCAAUACCAAGCGGGUGUUUACUUCACCAACUGGGGCAUCUACGCACGCAACUACCAAGUCUCCGAUCUUCCCAUUGACAGGCUCACCUACGUCAACUACGCUUUCGCCAACUUGAAUGAGACCACCGGCGAGGUCUUUCUCAGCGACGAGUGGGCCGAUAUCCAGCGCCCUUCCCCUACCGAUGUUGCUACCAAUGGCUCCCAGCUCCUCGGCAACUUCAACCAGCUCUACCAGGCGAAGCAGAAGAACCGCAACCUCAAGGUCAUCCUUGGUGUCGGGGGCUGGACUUACAGGUUCAAGUUCAAGCCCGCUCUCUCCACAAAGGCCGGUCGUGUGAACUACUGCAAGUCCUCUCUGAAGCUUAUUACUGAUCUCGGAAUCGAUGGCUUGGACACUGACUGGGAAUACCCUGCCGAUGAGACUGAUGCUGCCAACCUGCUCGACACCAUGCAGAUCUGCCGUCAAAUGUACGACGCCUACUCGAAGAAGUACACCAAUGGAUACCACUACGAACUCUCCAUCUCUGCCCCUGCUGGACCCAUAAACUUCGAAAGGUUGGGUAUUCAGAAGCUCGACCGCUUCGUCGACCGUUGGAACCUCAUGGCCUUUGACUACCAGGGUGGUGGCUUUUCCAACUUCACUGGCCACCUGAGCAACGUCUACCCCAGCACCACCAACCCCAGGUCGACCGACGGCUGGGUUAACGAAACCCAGUCAUUCACAGCCUUCAACACCAAGAGGGCCAUCGACUACUACAAGGCCCAUGUCGCAUCUCCCUCCAAGAUCACGCUCGGUAUGCCCCUGUACGGCCGCUCCUUCGCCAACGUCGUCGAUCUCAGCCGCGGUACCGGUGCAAUGGGCCAGAAGUUCAACGGCUCCGGUGAAGGUUCUUGGGAGGCCGGUACCCUUGACUACAAGGUUCUUCCCCAGAACGGCACCAAGGUAUUCACCGACAAGAGCAUUUUGGCCAGCUGGUCUUGGGACCCCAUCAAGAAGCAGGUUGUCAGCUUUGACACCCCAGAGGUUGCCAAGUGGAAGAUGGACUUCCUCAAGACUGAAUGCCUCGGUGGUGCUUGGUUCUGGGAUGCCUCUGGCGACGCUCCCGUCAGCAACCCUAAGUCUCUCGUUGCUACUGUUGUCAACGAGCUUGGUGGUGCCCAGUCGCUCAAGAAGAACCAAAACAACCUUCACUACCCCACAUCCAAGUACUACAACAUCAAGAACGCUAGGAACUAGUGUUCUUAGACUUGUAUGCUUGAUUGCGGUUGAUACCGCGGGGUUGCGGGGGAGGAAUUAGUACAUGUUGUUUUGCUAGUCUGCCUUUGCAUCUUCCCAACUUGCUGUAGUGGGCCCAAGAAACGUGCCAUGGCUGUUUUAUUGUAGCGAUUACCCUUUGAAUAUAGACAUAUUACGCAUC